Messenger RNA from Komagataella phaffii GS115, 672 nucleotides. RefSeq lists its product as hypothetical. The record is from RefSeq and is a predicted model, not a curated record. Gene Ontology annotation, cellular component: nucleus. Gene Ontology annotation, biological process: mitotic DNA replication termination; site-specific DNA replication termination at RTS1 barrier. Lineage: Eukaryota; Fungi; Ascomycota; Pichiomycetes; Pichiales; Pichiaceae. The coding region runs from base 1 to 672 and encodes 223 amino acids. The transcript has a single exon.
AUGGGAAAUGAUGGCGGAUCCAUACCAAAGAGAAGGGAGCUUCUCCGAAUAAAUGAGUCAGAAGCUCAGGUCAAUCGUUCCAAGUUGUCCGUUAAAUUGGACUCGUGGUAUUAUUGUUCGAUUUCAGAGGAGCCACUGAGGUAUAGUGAGGGUACGAUUGUCUCGGACUACAGAGGUCGCCUAUACAACAAAGAAUCAGUACUAAAACACCUUAUAUCCAAGAAUAAGGAUCUACCUCAUUUGAAAUCGCUGAAAGAUUUAGUGGAAUUAAGGUUCUGUUUCAAGGAUGGCAAGAUUUCAUGUCCUAUUAAUAAAGACAUCAUCUUGGAUUUGGACGGAAAGAAUGAUAUACCCGCUUUUGUGUAUUUAGUUCCCUGUGGAUGUGUUGUUUCAGGAAAGAUUGCAAAAGAGAUUACAAAAUUGAAGAGCAAGCCAAUACUUUGCCCAGUUUGUAAUCAACCUUUCGAACAUACUAACGUGAUUCCUAUCAACCCUAGCAACACAACAGAUUUGGAAUCCAGGAUGGCCCGGCUACGACGGGAAGGACUGAGUCAUAAUUUGUCCAGGCGUCACAAGAAAUCUCGUCCUCAUGAAGGGUCCGGCGAGCCUGAUACCCCCAAGAAAAGAGUUAUGAAGGCAGAAAAAGAUGCGAAGCUGAUAUGCCUAAGCUAA